Molecule: messenger RNA, 688 nt
Organism: Guillardia theta CCMP2712
Lineage: Eukaryota; Cryptophyceae; Pyrenomonadales; Geminigeraceae
Exons: 1
Coding region: 188-565 (125 amino acids)
Source: RefSeq, a predicted model, not a curated record
UCCCUUCCCCCGCCGCCCCUGUCGCACUUCACUCUGUUGACUGGACUUGUUGUAGACUUGUUGUAGACUUGUUGUAGACUUGUUGUAGUGUCUUGUCUUGUUUUCUUGUCUUGUUCUCUAGUUUGGUUUUCUCAGAGUUUACACCGCUCCGUGUUUCAUCGUUCAUCUCACAACCUUCGACAUAAAAAUGUUCUCGAGGCAAUCCGUCUACACUGCGAUUUUGGUACUCCUCUGCGCGUCGUCAGCAGCAUGCUAUCAGUCCUGCAACGGCAACUGCUCAACUUUCCAAUCUACAAGCAUCGUGAAACCGGCUGUUCUCCCACCAGCGCUGACGGACUUCGAGCGAUCAUUCAUGAGUCAGAUGCUUCAAGGUUUCGAGGCCAAGGAGGUUCACACCAAGCCUGCAGCCUUUCCCUCCAAGAUACCCUCCGAGUCCGGCUCCUUCAGCGUCCCUCACCUGGUGCAGCCAGCAGGCGUGGUCGGGGACUCGUCUUCCAGAAUCAUCACGAGCGGCUCUCUCGGGAACCAUCACAGCUUUCUCGAUGAACAUGUCGGGCUCUUCUGAGCAGGGGAUAUUCUCUUCAAAUCUAUUCCGACAUGGUUGUACAUUUCAUUCUUAUUCUUUAAGUGCUCUUGUCAGUCUGCAUGACUGGCAAUAUUGAGUUAUCAAUGAAUUUUUUCUGUGGAA